UCGUGGCUGGGCGUCCUGGCUGUUGCACCUCGGCCAAGAGGAAAGACAGGGACGGAGAGCGGAGGGGAGUCCUGCCCCGGCCGUGCCGGAAGCACGGGAGGCUAAGCAACGCGAGCUGGCCGCCAUUGGUCCCGCCUCCUGUGACGUCCCAUGGCAGUGGCCUCAGGGAUUCUCCCGACUGCUUGGAAAGACAGAAUCGGCCAAGAGGGCAGAUAGCUGUGACCCCAAUUGGCAUGGUCAUGUCUGAAGUCAUCCUUCUUUUCGCUUUUUACAAUGUCUCAAUCGUUUAUUGCCUAAUCUCCCUUCUACAUAAAUUGCUUCCACCUGGGCAUGUGUAGCCUGUUGAUUGACAUCAAGGGAGAGAAGUAGCAAGAAGCUGGUGUAUGAAGAGGCAAGUUUAAUGUCUGGAAAUGUGGUCCCCAGUCCCUGUUCUACUACUUGUCUCUGUGGAUUUCUGGACCCACCAUUCAAACUGAGACUUCAGACUCUUCAUCUGCAAAAAGUUGUGACAGAUUACGCAGUAGACAUGAUGAACAUCAAGGCCUUCACCUUGGUCUCUGCAGUGGAACGGGAGCUGCUGAUGGGUGACAGAGACCACAUCAGCAUUGAGUGUGUGGAGUGCUGUGGCAGGAAUCUCUAUGUUGGCACCAACGACUGCUUCAUUUACCACUUCCUGCUGGAGGAGAAGGCCAUGCCUACAGGGACAGCUACAUUCAUUGCCACCAAACAGCUACAUAGACACCUGGGCUUCAAGAAACCUGUGAACGAGCUGUGUGCAGCCUCAGCUCUUAAUAGGCUGCUGGUGCUCUGUGACAACUCUAUAACCCUGGUUAACAUGCUGAACCUGGAGCCAGUCCCCUCAGGAGCCCGCAUCAAAGGGGCUACAACAUUUGCAGUGAACGAGAACCCUGUGAAUGGGGACCCUUUCUGUGUGGAGGUGUGCAUCAUCUCUGUGAAGCGUAGGACCGUCCAAAUGUUUCUGGUGUACGAGGACCGAGUACAGAUUGUCAAGGAGGUGUCCACCACAGAGCAGCCUCUUGCUGUGGCUGUGGAUGGCUACUUCUUGUGCCUGGCCUUGACCACACAAUACAUCAUCCUGAACUACAGCACAGGCUUUUCCCAGGACCUGUUUCCCUACUGCAGUGAGGAGAAGCCACCCAUCGUCAAGAGGAUAGGCAGACAGGAGUUCUUGCUGGCUGGCCCAGGAGGCUUGGGCAUGUUUGCCACCGUGGCCGGGAUCUCCCAGCGUGCCCCUGUGCACUGGUCAGAAAAUGUAAUCGGGGCAGCUGUUUGCUUCCCCUAUGUCAUAGCGCUUGAUGACGAAUUCAUCACAGUUCACAGCAUGCUGGAUCAGCAGCAGAAACAGACCCUGCCUUUUAAGGAGGGUCACAUCCUGCAGGACUUUGAAGGAAGAGUGAUUGUUGCCACAAGUAAAGGAGUUUACAUCUUGGUUCCAUUACCUCUGGAAAAACAAAUACAGGAUCUAUUAGCAAACCGGAGAGUGGAAGAGGCUUUAGUCUUGGCAAAAGGAGCCCGAAGGAACAUUCCAAAAGAGAAGUUUCAGGUAAUGUACAGGAGGAUUCUGCAGCAGGCAGGCUUUAUACAGUUUGCGCAACUCCAGUUCCUGGAAGCAAAAGAGCUCUUCAGAAGCAGCCAGCUGGAUGUUCGGGAGCUGAUCUCUCUCUACCCCUUCCUGUUGCCCACCUCCUCCUCCUUCACCCGGUCUCACCCUCCUCUUCAUGAGUACGCAGACCUGAACCAACUGACCCAAGGUGACCAGGAGAAGAUGGCCAAGUGCAAGCGCUUCCUCAUGAGCUACCUAAAUGAAAUCCGCAGCACAGAGGUAGCAAAUGGCUACAAGGAAGACAUCGACACGGCCUUGCUCAAGCUGUAUGCAGAGGCUGACCAUGACAGCCUACUGGACCUCUUGGUCACUGAGAACUCCUGCUUGCUGACCGACAGUGCUGCCUGGCUGGAGAAGCACAAAAAGUACUUUGCACUGGGGCUGCUCUAUCAUUACAAUAAACAAGACGCCUCUGCAGUUCAGUUGUGGGUGAACAUUGUGAAUGGGGACAUCCAGGACUCCACACGCUCAGACCUGUAUGAAUACAUCGUUGAUUUUCUUACCUACUGCCUAGACCAAGAGCUGGUGUGGACCCAUGCUGACUGGCUGUUGCAGAAAAGCCAGGAGGUUGGAGUUCAGGUUUUCACCAAGAGACCUUUGGACGAGCAGCAGCAAACUAGUUUUAAUCCAGACGACAUUAUUAGUUGCCUUAAGAAAUACCCUAAAGCCCUGGUUAAGUAUCUGGAACAUCUCGUUAUCGACAGGAGAUUGCAGAAAGAAGAGUACCACACCCACCUUGCCCUCCUCUACCUGGAGGAAGUGCUUCGGCAGAGGGCACCCACUGGAGGCAAGGAUGUAGAAGCCACCGAGACACAGGCCAAACUCCGCAGGCUGCUCCAGAAGUCUGACUUGUACCGUGUCCACUUGUUGAAAGAGAAAAUCCAGGGUGCUGGCCUGCCCAUGGAAAGCGCCAUCCUCCACGGGAAGCUGGGUGAGCAUGAGAAGGCCCUGCACAUCCUGGUGCACGAGAUGGGGGACUUCUCUGCAGCUGAGGACUACUGCCUAUGGAGCUCCGAGGGUCAGGAUGCAGCCUGCCGUCAGCGCCUCUUCCACACGCUGCUUGCCAUGUACCUCCGUGCAGGCCCCUCUGCUCAUGACCUGACCGUGGCUGCUGUGGACUUGCUGAACCAUCAUGCCAGGGAAUUUGAUGCCACCCAGGUUCUACAGCUGCUGCCUGACACCUGGUCGGUGCAGCUUCUCUGCCCCUUCCUCACAGGGGCUAUGAGGGACAGCAUCCACGCCAGGAGGACCACACAGGUGGCUCUUGGCCUGGCCAAAUCAGAAAACCUGAUUUACAUGUAUGAUAAGAUGAAGCUGAAGGGAAGUGCCAUCUGGCUCUCAGAAAAAAAGCUUUGCCAGCUCUGCCAGAACCCUUUUGGUGAACCUGUGUUUGUCAGAUACCCAAAUGGAGGGCUUGUGCACACCCACUGUGCCGCCAGCAGACACACAAACCCCAGCUCGCCCAGCCCUGGCACUCGGACUUGAAAAGCCUGGUUCCAGGCUGCAAAGGGAUUCCAAGUUCCUUUCCAAACCUGUUCAUUUGUGUGAGCUGGAACAAAGGGAAGGUGUGGGCACCAGGGAGGUGCUGUCCCUGGGAAACAGGGCACUUCACUGCUCAUUGUUCUUUGUGUGAAUGUCAAUGGAAGGGCCUGACCCCCUCCCCUCCCCCACCCCACCCCAGGACAGUGACAGUCCAGGUGGUUACAGUCAUCCAAAGCACAAGCCAACUUUGAAAGGCAGGCGGUGUAGCCUGGGUGAUCCAGACAUAGGCGGGGCCUGGAAACAGGGUCUGCCUGGCCCAGGCAAGUGUCCAGGGUACAGAGGCCUGAGCUGGGCACCUUGCCUUUAAGGAGGUGUACUCUUCAUAUAGGCUCCACAUCUGCCCUGAAGUGCACGUAGUUUCUGUUCUUCCCAUCCAUCUGUCACCCUCUGAAACCCUCCGCCUCGGUUAGCUAAGCACUUACUUGGUGUGAAGUCCUAUGCUUCUGGCUGCCUAGCACACGGAAAUCUAUCUAGAAAGACAUAAAGCUUGAAGCAGACGGGAUGGUGAAAUGAUUCAGGGAGCAACGGCACUUGCCACCAAGCCUGACAACCUGAAAUCAAUCCACAGAGCCUACAUGAGGAGGGAGAGAACACGCGCUCGAGUGCAUGCACACGUGUGCGCGCGGGCACACACACACACACACACACACACACACACACACACACACACACACAUAUGGUGGGGAAAAGAGGAGAGGUCUAAGUGGAAAGAUCCUUUGCCCAUCCUGAAGACUGCAACAGAAAGGAGACCCAGGUGUGUGAGGGCCCAAAGUAGGUUCCUUCUCAUCCACUUGCAACUGCAAACACCUCGAUGGACAUGCACAACUCACAUGUCUAUUUGAAUUCAUAUCAUCUUCAUAGUUUCAUUUGGAAUUUCUCCAGCUGUAUUCACUGCAGAUAGCUCUUUCCUCGUUAAAAUGUACCUUCUACUGAACACUUGGGAAAUUCAAAGGGAAAUGUGACCAGUAAGCCAGUGAGCCUUCCAGGAGAGGCUCAGGCUGGCCUCCUCCCUGGCGGGCAGCUGUCAGGGCUGCUUUCCGAUGCUGUGCCCACAGGCGUUUCUGCAGGAUCCUAGGCUAGGCCACCUUAUCUGCCAGCACUUUCCAUGCCUGUCUGGAGCUUUCCUGAACCCUCAAAGGAAAGGUCUCAUCUGUGACCAAUGGACUUGGUGUCUCUGUCACAUCACAGACAAACUGCAGCUCUUGCCAUUCCCCUGCUCUCUGAAGUCAUCCCUGGGAUGGUGACUCUGAGAACCUCAGGGCAGAUCGCGCAUCUCUACCAGGAUGCUUGGAAAAGAGCAUCUCCUAGGCUGAGGGGAUGGCCACAGGACACACCCCACCCCAGCUGUCCAUUCUUGACAAAAUGAUCUCUGCACUUAACAAUAAUCCAUAUAUUUCUUUUCCCUUUGGGAUUCCAAGUAAGCCGGGAAGUAAAAGCACCCGUGAGUGACCAGGGGACUGGCACCCUUUUCCCUACGUGAGUUGAAUGUCUGAGAAUAAAUGAUGACGUCUCCUUGCAGCUCCACCGCGUCAAGGAUGACUGAGAAUGCUCUUCUCACUGUGUGUCAUUACAACCUACGAACUGGUGGUUUAACCUGAGCACUGUCAAACCUGCAAGCACCGUUUCCCACGAACAGCGUGGGUGCAGUCUCAGAAAGGGCUUGUGAUUGCUCACUGCUAACGUGAGGGACCCCUGUCUCUUCUCUGAGUAUUGAUCGAUGAAGUCGAGCAGCCCAGCCCCCGCCCCCACCAAAUCCUUUAAAGCAGACAGUUCUACAAGGUGGAGAGCCACCUCACAUGUUACAAACUCUUAUUUCCUUACCUUCCUCAAACUCUCCCAGGGGCCAUUUCACAAAUCCCAUUUUUAAAAUGAACACAGCAUAGUUUUGUCACAGCCCUGCUCUCUCGUGACUGUCCCUGGGUAGCACAACAGCUGGCGCUCAGCUCCUUCCUCGGGCUCUGUAGCCAUGCUAGCUGGAACUGCACAGGCUGAGCUCAGGUCACAUUGGCAUCUGGAGGGGAGCAGGAAUGUUCAGUUUGACUGUUUAUCUGCUUCUGCCUACCAGGCCUGUCACCUACGCUGUGGGCACCAGGUCUGAGCACAGAGUUUAGAGAGGCUCUGUGAGCCGUGGUCGACAGCCCUGGAGCACAGAGAAAUGGGUCACACUGUCAUGGGGCGCCUGUUGCACAACUAGGGCAACCCUUGCUUCCUGCUUGCUCUCCCACAGGAAUCUGUCAUCAUAGCUUCCUUUGCCUCUUAAUGGGUCCCAAACCCACAAGAUGUACAAAUGUAAACUUGAUGAUUUUAUUAAAAUUCUUCUAAUUCUU
Molecule: messenger RNA, 5493 nt
Organism: Rattus norvegicus (Norway rat)
Lineage: Eukaryota; Metazoa; Chordata; Mammalia; Rodentia; Muridae
Gene: Tgfbrap1
Product: transforming growth factor, beta receptor associated protein 1
Exons: 13
Coding region: 401-3109 (902 amino acids)
Biological process (GO): signal transduction; endosomal vesicle fusion; vesicle-mediated transport
Cellular component (GO): endomembrane system; CORVET complex; cytoplasm
Molecular function (GO): transforming growth factor beta receptor binding; SMAD binding
Source: RefSeq, marked validated